UGAGACCUCAGUUUCAGUUUUCCUGCCGCUUUGCUGAGGCAGCUUAUUAUUAACCAGCCCCACAGAAGCACAGACCUCUCCAACUGCGACUCCAGCAUGUAAGGACUUUUCCCGUCUCCGACAGAAGUAGAACAGAGGUCAGCGAGGCAGUGAAAGUCGAGCGCAGCUCCACAAAGCACUUUUAUUGCUGCUGAAGGAAACUGAAUGCAGGAACUAUACAAGUUUUGGAGGGAAGAGGCUGGAAAUUGAUCCCGAAGCCUGCUGAAGACAACCACAGCUGGAAAGACACAACCUCCAUUUCAGACAGCCUCACCCACCCCAUCGCUCAUCCAUCAUGGCAGAGCCAUCUCCAGGCUGGUGGAAACUGACUUUCCUGAGGAGGAAAAAAUCCCAACCCAAGGUUCUGUAUGAAAUCCCUGCAGAGUUCGUUUCCAACACCGCCACUGGCCAGCACGGAUCCGGCACAGUCACCGGACCCGCAGCCCACCCUGAGGUUAUGGUGGAUGACCCUCAGCUGGAUGCUCGACUGGAGAGGAUCGUGGAUAAAACAACGGCCAGCAGGGGGCGCCACGUCAAAGUGUCUCACUCCGGGAGGUUUAAGGAGAAGAAGAAAGUGCGAGCCACGCUGGCGGAGAACCCAGAGAUGUUUCCAGGGGAUGACCACAUGAGGGAUGAGAACCAGAGGGCUGGGAAGUGAUGGGACACUCAAAUAUUCUGAAAAUGAAUAGAAUUGCAUGUACAUAAAACAAUACUACAUAAUCAUAUAAGGACAGUCAAUCACAGAUGCAUACAUACAGUGGGGAGAGUUUAAAAUGUGGUUUACUCUGCCCACGUUGUCAGCUGAUGGAGCCAUAAAAUCCAAACGUGGGAAAACCUUCAAAUUCUUCUUUGUUGGACACAUUUUAAAAUGACAACAGAGGCACUCGUCAGAAUAAAUUACAUUUAAACGAUAACUUGUGGGGGGAAAAACGUGCCCAGUUUAUAUUUCAAUAGAGAAGUUUGAGGUUUUCCCUUUCACUUCAAUGCAAGAAGCAUCUAGUGGCCACCGAAGGAACUGCAAGUUUCCUCUGUUUCAUCCACCUGCUGUUAAUAGGACAACAUUGUUUAAAGGGAUUGAUCCUACAAGAUCUUCAACAACUGAUCAACGGUGCUAUCUAGAAGCACUGGGAUCAAAUUUGUGACCUUUCCCUGACUGGAUGGAUGAUCUCAACCCAGCUGUGUAGGAUAACCACUGUGGCUGGACCUCUGGACCUCAUGUGAGCUUGUGUCAACAAUGUGGACUCAAACUCAGGCUCGGUAUCCAAUAAUAUGCUUUGGAAGGCUUAGUGUAAUAUAUAAAAGGAAGAAGUGAUAUCUGCCAUUGAGAAGGACACACAAACAAAAAUCAACCUGAUUUCAAAGAUGUUGUAGGUACAUAUUUUGUUCGGACGUACCAUUAGCCAAUCAGAUUGGUUGAUUUAAUUUUCUGGUAAACAUGUG
Molecule: messenger RNA, 1479 nt
Organism: Chelmon rostratus (copperband butterflyfish)
Lineage: Eukaryota; Metazoa; Chordata; Actinopteri; Chaetodontiformes; Chaetodontidae
Product: proline-rich protein 15-like protein A
Exons: 2
Coding region: 335-697 (120 amino acids)
Source: RefSeq, a predicted model, not a curated record